This is a messenger RNA of Oppiella nova, 1788 nucleotides long. NCBI's taxonomy places the organism in Eukaryota, Metazoa, Arthropoda, Arachnida, Sarcoptiformes, Oppiidae. The record is from the annotation of a GenBank genome assembly.
AUGGAUUCGCAGAGAAAGCAGUUUUAUUUGGGAGACGACGUGAUGCCGACCGUCUCAUCAGUAGAGAUAGUGAUCGACGAGUCCAGCGAUGGCUACACCCGUGCCGACGCCACAAUACCCGUGUCGGACACUGUCUUUGAUUACAAUGACUGCAAGAAGUAUUGCUUCUAUAAUAACGAGUGUCUCAACGGAGCCAUCACUCCGGAGUCGAAGAACUCAUCCAACGCUUCGCUCAUAUCGUCGAACAGUACCGCAAAAGAUAUGGACUUUACAACCCUCCAGACGAUCGUCGAGAGAGCCAUUCCUCCGAAGCCAGACUCACCCACAUCUUCGCCACCCUUUGGAAUCAGUAUUAACCGCGAGGAGGCUUUACUUUCGACGAGUGUCCAGAUCUUCAUCGCAUUCAUGAUCGCCGGCUUCGGGAACGUUGGCGCCGGUCUUAUACUGGAUAACGUCCAGCACUGGACUGUGUUCGUGUCGAUCACCGAGAUGUUUGUGUUGGUGCCCUCCCUGUUGGGCCUCAAGGGCAACCUCGAGAUGACAAUGGCUGCCCGCCUGUCCACUCACGCAAACUUAGGCAAUAUGCAGAACUGGAAGCAGACCCUGAAACUGGCCAAAGGCAACAUAGCUCUGGUCCAAUGCCAGGCCACUAUCGUCUCGUUUUUGGCCGCCAUUAUCGCUAUGAUCUGGAGUGCGUUCGGGAACGGUAUCGUUCUGAGCAACUGUCUAACCCUAUUGGCCAGCAGUUUGAUUACGGCUAACGUGGCCUGUUUUGCGCUCGGUUCGUGUAUGAUAUGUAUAAUCGUGUUCUGCGAUAAGAUCCGAAUAGAUCCCGACAACAUCGCAACGCCUAUCGCCGCCAGUUUGGGAGACGUGACCACAGCCGCCCUAUUGGCCUGUUUCGCGCAACUCAUCCAUAACCACACGUCCGACGCCAACGCCACCCAAUUCCCGUACAUCGCUAUCUCUAUUAUACUGUUUUUUAUGGCACUUCUGCCGCUUUGGCUGUAUUUGGCCGCAAAGAACGAGUACACCAGAGAUGUGGUGACCAGUGGAUGGUAUCCUGUGAUCGCAGCGAUGAUGAUCUCAAGUUGUGGCGGAUUUAUACUCGACUACGGAGUUCUUGUCUAUAAGAGAAUCGCUUUAUUCCAACCCAUUAUCAAUGGUGUCGGAGGCAAUUUGGUGGCCGUUCACGCGAGCCGUAUAUCCACAUCACUGCACAGGUAUGGAAAGCCUGGCGUUUUGUUCCCGGGUUUCCAAGCGUUCACAUCACCCAUUCAGGCCUUCUUCACCAACAAAGACAUGAAUAUAAAGACAUCUCGAAUACUACUACUGAUGGCACUGCCGGCACACAUCCUCUACAUUGUGGUGAUCCGACUGAUCGACGGAAGCGAUAAAAUGCAAUUAACGACCCCUUUCUUCGUGUUCUAUCUGUUCUUUGCGUUACUCCAGGUAUCGCUAUUGCUAUAUAUGGCGUACAAUUUGGUUCAUAUCCUAUGGCUAAAAGAGAUCGAUCCCGACUCGUAUGCAAUUCCUCUGUUGACAUCAUCGGGUGAUUUCUUGGGCUCUGCUUUUCUACUAAUAGUUUUCCGCAUAUUGUCUCUCAUAGGAGACCCGAACUCUGUUAAGACAGUCAACGGCUAGACUUUUUCGCGAUAACUUUUGGGGCGCUUUUCAUAUAUAUUUUAAUCGAUAUAUUGUUUUCGCUUUUAGUUUUGUUUAGUUUUGAAUCUCUUUCGUAUGAAUUUUAACACAAAAAACAAGUAAAAAUCCUCUAUUUUGAUCGAU